Messenger RNA from Peromyscus maniculatus bairdii (prairie deer mouse), 1016 nucleotides. Its product is annotated as dnaJ homolog subfamily B member 3. The record is from RefSeq and is a predicted model, not a curated record. Lineage: Eukaryota; Metazoa; Chordata; Mammalia; Rodentia; Cricetidae. Gene Ontology annotation, molecular function: Hsp70 protein binding.
CGGCGGGUGAGCGGGCGUUCAGCAGCCACCAGCCGCGCUGAAGCGCCUAGGCCGCGGGCCGGCCAGCCGCCAUGGUGGACUACUACGAGGUGCUGGGCGUGCCGCGGCAGGCCUCGGCCGAGGCCAUCCGCAAGGCGUACCGUAAGCUAGCGCUCAAGUGGCACCCGGACAAGAACCCUGAGCACAAGGAGGAGGCCGAGAGGCGGUUCAAGCAGGUGGCGCAGGCCUACGAGGUCCUCUCGGACGCCCGCAAGCGAGAGGUGUACGACCGCUGCGGCGAGGUGGGCGAGGUGGGCGGCGGCGGCGCGGCCGGCAGCCCGUUCCAGGACGCCUUCCAGUACGUCUUCUCCUUCCGAGACCCCGCCGAGGUCUUCAGGGAGUUCUUCGGGGGCCGCGACCCCUUCUCGUUCGACUUCUUCGGAGACCCGUUUGAGAACUUCUUUGGGGAACGGAGGAGCACCCGAGGAAGCCGAAGCCGAGGGGCCGUACCCUUCUCCUCCUCCUUCACCCACUUCCCGGCCUUCGGGGGUGGCUUUGCUUCCUUAGAUACCGGAUUCACAUCCUUCGGUUCUCCGGGCAACUCGGGAGUUUCUUCUUUCUCCAUGUCCUGUGGCGGGGGCGCGGCAGGCAACUUCAAGUCGGUGUCAACCUCCACCGAAAUAGUUAAUGGCAAAAAAAUCACCACCAAGAGAAUCGUUGAGAAUGGCCAAGAAAGAGUGGAAGUGGAAGAAGACGGAGAGUUAAAAUCCCUGAUAAUUAACGGCAAAGAGCAGUUGCUUCGCAUCGAUACUGAGUAAAGGCAUAAAGUGUGUUUUAAGGACUAUCAGGACUUUUUUGUUUAAAAGCGUUUUCAAGGGAACUCUACUUUCAGAACAACUGUAUUCAAGACAUUAUAUACAGUUCGUGCCGGUGCCUCUUCUUGUUGGGACUGCAGGGAUAGGAUCUCUCUUGGUCUUUAUGCCUGUUGUAAAUAUCUGUAUGCCUUUGGCACUCAUUAAACUUAAUCCUGAGGCAGA